AUGUUCGGCUCCGCGAUGGUACAGCUCCGCGAUGGUACACCACAGUCUUUCUUCAUCAAGGUCAUUUCGAAAGAAAUAGGCAUGAAUAUGACCAGGGGUGAAUUCCACUCAAUGAGCGCGAUGCACAACGUUCUGCCUGAAUUUGUCCCAAGGCCCAUCGCUUGCGGCACCUACGAGACGAUAGCAGACACCCACUUUUUCCUCUGCGAGUUUCGAGAAAUGACUGACGAUAUGCCUGACCCUUACAAAUUUGCCGCUUUUCUGUCGGCACUGCACCAGAAAAGCGAAUCGCCUACUGACAAGUUCGGAUUUCACAUCGCCGCCUACGCAGGAAACCUUCCUCAGUUUGUGGCACGGGAAGGUAGCUGGGAGGCAUUCUUCGCUAAGACUAUGAGACAGGCACUUGACUUGGAGAUUGGAAGGAAAGGUCCUAGUGAGGAGCUCGGGGUCUUCUCUCAUGCUCUCUUCGAAAAGGUCAUUCCGAGGCUCCUGAGGCCUCUCGAGAGUGACGGUCGAGUAGUGAAACCCUCACUUGUUUAUGGAGACCUUUGGUACGCAAAUGCAGGGAUUGAUGCUGACAGCGACCAGCCUCUUGUCUUUGAUGCGUGCUGCUUCUUCGCGCACAGCGAAUAUGCGUUUGGCCAGUGGCGACCGACUUGCAAUGGGUUUGGGGAUAAGUACGUUGCUGCCUACAACACAUUCACUCACGACAUAUGA
Molecule: messenger RNA, 717 nt
Organism: Trichoderma aggressivum f. europaeum
Lineage: Eukaryota; Fungi; Ascomycota; Sordariomycetes; Hypocreales; Hypocreaceae
Exons: 2
Coding region: 1-717 (238 amino acids)
Source: RefSeq, a predicted model, not a curated record